Molecule: messenger RNA, 865 nt
Organism: Trichomycterus rosablanca
Lineage: Eukaryota; Metazoa; Chordata; Actinopteri; Siluriformes; Trichomycteridae
Exons: 4
Coding region: 152-802 (216 amino acids)
Source: RefSeq, a predicted model, not a curated record
UGCAAAAAAUGUAAAGAAGCCAAGAAAGGCAGAGGUGAAUUACUUGCCGCCUCACCCACAAGGAGAAACAGAAGAAAGUUUGGAGCAAGUCAGACUGGACCUCUUGAGUGAAGUAAAGAAGAGGACUAACUCUAAUAUCAUCAGUGAGAAAAUGGCAAGGACAUUCUCCAUUCGCAGACAGGAAGUUGUCAACCUAGCCCCACAUGUCGAUGUUUUCAAAGAACGCUGGCCUGCCCUUUUUGAUGUCAUCCAGAUACGUGAAGAGUUCAAGAGAAUAACCACAAUCAACCUUGAGGCAUCUUUCAUGGCGAAGCUUGAUCAGUACUGCCCAAAACUGAUGAACUUGGUGUCAUCAAGAGGAGGGGCUGCAAAAAUGAAGAUUCAGCAAAUAAAGGACACACUUCUUGAGGAUAACACGAUUGAAAGACGCAGAGAAGUUGCAAUCCGUUGCAUGGUGGUUUACCUCGGUGAAAAGGAAGAGGAUCUCUUCAAGGAAUACUUGGAUGCUGAAGCUCUGAACAGACAUCUUGCUGGGGAGGUGAUGAAGAUCAUGGUUAACAAAGCUGCCAGUACAUCUGACCCAGCCAGUGCCACUAUCGUGAUAGAGGGAACAGAAGUCCUGAGGGGACUGGAUCUACCAAGGGCUUGUGCCUUGCUGAUGGGUCUUAUAUAUGCCCUUAAUCUCAGCUACCCAAGACAACUGAGGCAUACCUUUGAAGUUUUUCAAAAGUUACUCCUCGAACUGGAUGGACUGAAAGCUAGUCCAAAAGUAAUGUCUCUUAAACAAAAGCUGCUCUCAUAAAAUAUAGGAAUUGUUGAAGUGUAGAUGUACUGUGAACACAUCUGACUGUUCUGUUCUCAAAAU